Pantherophis guttatus is the source of this 5420-nucleotide messenger RNA. It is a transcript of the gene FGR, whose product is annotated as FGR proto-oncogene, Src family tyrosine kinase. Lineage: Eukaryota; Metazoa; Chordata; Lepidosauria; Squamata; Colubridae. Gene Ontology annotation, biological process: protein phosphorylation. Gene Ontology annotation, molecular function: protein binding; ATP binding; protein tyrosine kinase activity. The record is from RefSeq and is a predicted model, not a curated record.
ACACGACGAGCGGAGGGGAGGGGAGGGCAGAGCGAAGGAAGGUGGGGAAAUCGAGGGUUUGUCUGCGUGCGUCUAAUUGCUAUUACAGUAGACCAGCUGAAGGGUCAGCCAGGGAAUAUAUUUAUACACUCCGGCGCGCGCAUGCCCGCCCAAAAAGCGCUCUCCUCAGCCGGGCCAGCCCCACUUUUCUUCGCUUGGCCGGCCUCGGCUGGAGACGCAGGGUCGGCCAGCUCGAGAGGCGGACGAGCCGUUCCAGCGCCGGGGGGGGGAAAAAGCGGCGCAGUCGCGGAGCCGUUCCGGUCGGGAAGGCGAGCCUGCCUGCCUGCCUGCCAGCCAGCCGGCGUGAAGCGCUACAAGACUCCUGUUCUCCGGCAAGAAACAUGGAACAAGUGAACUGACGUGAAAUCCCAUUCUGCUGCUGCCCAGCGAUGGGUUGUGUGCAAUGCAAGAAAAAGAAGGCGAACCAAACUCAGAGCAACAGCAGCGAUGGAGUCAUUAACCCACUGCCCAACUCCUGCUAUGAUCCUAACUCCUCCCAGCAGAACCCUCCCAACUUCACACGGAUCCCAGAUUUCAACAACUUCCCAGGGACUCCAGGGCCUUUGACUCCAGCUGGUCCUGGGGUCUCCGGCCUCUACCCAGCACCAUCCAUUCACAUGCCAGGAAUGGGGAUUACAGGUGGAGGAGUGACCCUUUUCAUCGCGUUGUACGAUUACGAAGCCAGAACAGAAGAUGACUUGACAUUCAUCAAGGGAGAGAAAUUCCAUAUCAUCAACAAUACAGAGGGUGACUGGUGGGAGGCACGCUCCUUGACCACAGGAUCCACCGGCUACAUCCCCAGCAAUUACGUGGCUCCUGUGGACUCGAUCCAAGCAGAAGAGUGGUACUUUGGGAAGAUUGGACGGAAGGAUGCUGAGAGGCAGCUGCUGUGCCAUGGCAACCCCAGGGGGACCUUUCUCAUCCGCGAGAGUGAAACCACCAAAGGUGCCUACUCAUUAUCUAUCCGGGAUUGGGAUGAGACAAAAGGAGACCACGUCAAGCAUUACAAGAUCCGGAAGCUGGACAGCGGUGGCUAUUACAUCACUACCCGGACCCAGUUUGAGACUGUGCAAUAUCUGGUGCAGCAUUACAGAGAGAGAGCCGCAGGAUUGUGCUGCCGCCUGGCCGUGCCGUGCCCUAAGGGGAUGCCCAAAUUGGCAGACCUGUCCGUCAAAACCAAAGACGUCUGGGAGAUUCCUCGCGAAUCGCUGCAGCUCAUCAAGAAACUGGGCAAUGGGCAAUUCGGGGAAGUGUGGAUUGGCACUUGGAACGGCACCACCAAAGUUGCGGUGAAGACGCUGAAACCUGGAACCAUGUCUCCAGAAGCUUUCCUGGAGGAAGCCCAGAUCAUGAAGCGCUUACGGCACGACAAACUGGUGCAACUGUAUGCUGUGGUAUCAGAAGAGCCCAUUUACAUUGUUACUGAGUUCAUGAGCCAAGGUAGUUUGCUAGAUUUUUUGAAAGAUGGGGAUGGCCGUUUCUUGAAGUUGCCCCAACUGGUGGACAUGGCAGCACAGAUUGCAGCUGGAAUGGCUUACAUUGAGCGAAUGAAUUACAUCCACCGGGAUCUGCGUGCUGCCAACAUCCUUGUGGGCGACAACCUUGUGUGCAAAAUUGCUGACUUCGGCUUGGCCCGCCUCAUUGAAGACAAUGAAUACACAGCUCGCCAAGGUGCCAAAUUUCCCAUCAAGUGGACAGCUCCAGAAGCCGCUCUCUAUGGCAAAUUCACCAUCAAGUCAGAUGUGUGGUCCUUCGGCAUCCUCCUGACAGAGCUUGUGACCAAGGGCCGAGUACCAUAUCCAGGCAUGAACAACCGGGAGGUGUUGGAACAAGUGGAACGGGGUUACCGCAUGCCCUGUCCUGGGAAUUGCCCCCCGUCAUUGCACGAUCUGAUGGUGCAGUGCUGGAGGAAGGAGCCUGAGGAGCGCCCCACUUUUGAAUACCUCCAAUCGUUUCUAGAAGACUACUUCACUGCUACAGAGCCUCAGUAUCAGCCAGGAGACAACAACUGUAACUGAUGGAUGGUGACCAUGGAGAGCUCCCCACCCCCACAAUCCCCAUGGGGAACUCUCUCAAGUGUGGUGGGAAACUGGGACACACUGCGGAAAUCUCUUCCCAACCCAGGGCCAGGAACUGAGGGUCCCACCUUGUAGAACUGGGCUUAGACUCUUUUUCUUUUUUCAUUUUAAUUUUAUUCCCUUCGAGGGGUGGGAAAGAGGCAUUGCAAUUUUUUUUUUUUUUUAUCAUCGUUGUUUUGUGUUUUAAAUUCUGACUCAUCCCAAAUAGAUGCCAGGCCAAUUUUUGGAGAUUUUUUUUUUUUAAAAAAAGAUGGAGAUGAUGAGGAGUGAGGGUUUAGAUGGGCCAGAGGAGAGGUUCUGUUUCUUUAAUAGUCUCUUAAUUAAGUUACUUCUGUGUUAACUGGAGAACCUUUGGCCCUUAAGAGAACCCUUGUGGUUCUCCGAAGAGGUUUUGUACUUCAGCCCCAUUGGUUCCAGCCCACAACAAUGGACUGUGGGGGAGUUGUAGCCCCAAAUGUUUGAGUGCACCUUUUCCCUAACCCUACUGCAGCCUAGAAGGAUAAAGGCAGGAGGGCCUCAGGGCCAUAUUAUAAAGAAAUUUGCACAAUGAAGUUACCUAGCCAUCCUGCAACCAGUGUUCUCCAGAUAUAUUGUGACCGCAUCUCUCAGAAUUCACCAGCAUGCAAGGACUAUGCUGGCUGGGAAUUCUGAAAGUUGGAGACAUCAGACAUGGCUUCCAGUUGCUGUGGAACUCCCAACUGUCCUGAUGCCGUUGGCCAAACAAUUUGGGUUUGAUAAGCACGUUGAAGUCCUGCAAGAUCUGGACUUUGUUCCUUCCCUUCAACAUUCUGCGACAUGGCCAUAAUAUGAACAGUGGGCAUGAUUUUUCUCCUCCUUCCUCAUUAGCCCUCAUGCUCUGAAUUUGUGACUAUCUGGAUAUCAUGUUUGAAACCAAUGAGUUACAACUAUGAUAGGAGAAUGCAUGUAGGCAGGAUCCAUUAUAGGUAGAUCAAUCAAUGUCAGCCUCUUUCUCGGGAGGGUCAGCUUGGCUCUGAAACGAUACGCUGGGGGAUGCACUUCAAAAAAAGGGGAUGGGUCAGGACACAGCCCUAAUUCGCCGGGGCAUAAGGGAAGCAGACAGCGUUGUCUAGGACAACCGUAAGGGAAAGGUGUGUGCCAAGAUGGCUUUGGAGCCUGUUUACAGAAGGAGAGAGUGUCUGAGCUGAUUACUGUGGAACUGUGAAGUGUCUGUUCCAUAGCCACAUGGUGCCUUCUGACAAUAAGAUGACGCGCCUUACCAGAUGGGGGCUUGUGCACCAUCCCUUGAAAAUUAAUGAUUUUUGCUUGUCAACUGGAAGCCGUUCCAGAUGUUCCUUACCAGAUGUGCUGGGACUGCAGUGUCCAAAAUUCCUAGCCAGCAAUUACAGCCCUAGCAAAUUUGGAGGAAACGGCUGCCUUACCUGGUAUCCAUAUCCCAGUUAUUCACCCGCUAACUUUUUUUCUCCCUCUGCACAAGAAUCCUCUUAAUCUUGAACCCUGGCAGGCAUGUUGAGGAAUCCGCCAUAGCUCAUUCAUAGGACCCUAUCCAUAUUUUUUGGAAGGAAGCUAUGAUUUCAAUGACAAUAAAGGGAUAUUGGAGUUGUGGCCUUCCAGGUAUAUGGUUGGAUUAAAAUGCCAUUAUCCUUGAUCACUGUCUUUGUUAGUUGGGACCAUUGAAAGUUGGAGUCCAGGAACAUCUGGAGGGCUUCUGGUUCUCCAGACUGUCCUAAGAAGUGCUUCAGUAGAAACGUAGAAGGUAAGUGUUGUAGCUGUCUAAAAACAGCUACAAUGAAGCCUGCCCUAUAGAACCAGAGGGUGAAAAAUGAGUUUCCUUUCAUUUCCCUCUCUCCCUGUAAUUUGAAAUAUGGCCAAGACACUGCAAAUUGCUGAAACACCUGAACUAUUCCAUUGCACUGGGCUGAUAGUAAAGCUAUGCAGAUUUACUGAGAAAUCAGCUUUAUUGCUUAUUUCAAUCAUGGUUCUAGAACGGAUCAUCACUGUAUGGCUUAUGAUUUGAUGGACUAGGUCAGAGAAAAAGCAGGCCGCAGUGGCUAUUCCUUAGCACCUCAGCAAAAGAAUGAGAAGCAGAAAAAUUGCUAAGCAAAUGACAAACAGUUUGUGACGAGAGGUCCACCAUGGGACUUUUGAGACCAAGGUUGUCCAAGCUCACCAUACAUUGACAACUUUAAGACUUGUGGACUUCAACUCCCAGAAUUCCUCAGGCUGGGGAAUUCUGGGAGUUGAAGUUCACAGGUCUUAAAUUGCCAAGGUUGACCGGCUUUAGUCCAAGAGAAGGUUGGCAACUGCCCAAGGGUGCCAUCUGCUGCCCGUGGUGCUGAAGAGCAACGCCAUAGAACUUCAGCAACUUAAUUCGGGUUUCUUCAACCUUUUCUCAACCUUGAGAUUUACGAUUAAAUCAACCUAGGGUUUUGGGAACUGAAAUGAUGUAGUUUGGCAGAGAGAAGGAUGAGUUCAUUGACCAUGAGGAAGCAAGUAAAUGAGUUGGAGGCCCGUAUCCUUUCCUCGCCAUGGGCUUCCACUCACUGGGGUCCUUCCAGUGAAGCAAGCAAAGCCCACCCACUGACCAUAUUGUCUUUGCUUAAGGACCAUGAUUUUCUUCAUAGAGUCCUUUGUGGUUCAUGAGACAUCUUUAUAUCAAAGCUGCACCUCCGGGGAGCUAUCCUAUCCUGGGAAUAUAGGGGAGCUUUCCUAUCCUGGGAAUAUAGUAAUUUACAUUUCCCAUCCCCCUGUUUGUUUGUUUGUUUUUUGAUUGAUUCAUUCAUUGAUAGGAUGGCUAGACAAAUUCCAUGCCAGCAGAGCCUGGGAGAUGUGGGCAGACAAGCCCAGGAUGAGAAAGGGAAGGGUAGAGUCUUUGGGAAGGGGGGUAACCACUGCUGGUUUAUAGUUAGACCAGUGUUUCUCAACCUUGGAAGCUUGAAGAUGGGUAGACUUCAACUCCCAGAAUCCCCCAGCCAGUGCUGCUGGCAGGGGGAUUCUGGGAGCUGAAGUCCACCCACCUUCAAGCUACCAAGAUUGAGAAACACUGAGUUAGACGAUAUUCAGAAGCAACCUAGACCAGCUUUGAACGGGGUUGAUUUAAGUGUCUUUGCUUGGAAGAGAAAUCUAUGGAUACUGAGCACGCACAAACCUACAAAGCAAAUAGUUCAAUAAAGCAAGUUUACAUGCCCUGUCCAGAGAUUUUUUUUUAUAAAAAAUUGUUAUUCAGAUGCCUAGGAGCCGCCCCUUUCUAUGCUAUAUAUAAUGUUGGUUUUUUUAAAUAAAAAUACUGUACAUAAAGAGAAAUAAACCUUUGUAUCAAGAUAA